GAGCUGAGGCACAGUGGGGGCCUGGGGUACCACCGGGGAAGGAGCUGGGGUUCAGGGCAGGAAAGAUACCAUGGGGGGGCGUAGCUGGGGCCCCAGAGUGCAGAAGUGCCGGGCAGGGGACCAGCGGGGCCACCCUCAUCCCCAUCCUGCACUCCAGGCCCCUUCGAAGGCCCCAACUACCACAUCGCGCCACGCUGGGUCUACAACCUGGUCUCCCUCUGGAUGGUCUUCGUGGUCUUCGCCUCCGUCUUCACCAAUGGGCUGGUGCUGGUGGCCACCUGGAAGUUCAAGAAGCUGCGGCACCCACUGAACUGGAUCCUGGUGAACCUGGCGAUCGCUGACCUGGGCGAGACCCUCAUCGCCAGCACCAUCAGCGUCAUCAACCAGAUCUUCGGCUACUUCGUGCUGGGCCACCCGCUCUGCGUCAUUGAGGGCUACACCGUCUCCGUCUGUGGUAUCACGGCACUGUGGUCGCUGGCUAUCAUUUCCUGGGAGCGCUGGUUCGUGGUGUGCAAGCCCUUUGGCAACAUCAAGUUUGAUGGGAAGCUGGCCAUGGGUGGCAUCAUCUUCUCCUGGCUGUGGUCCGCUGCCUGGACGGCACCCCCCAUCUUCGGCUGGAGCAGGUACUGGCCCCAUGGCUUGAAGACCUCCUGUGGCCCAGAUGUUUUCAGUGGCAGCUCAGACCCUGGGGUUCAGUCCUACAUGGUUGUGUUGAUGAUCACCUGCUGCUUCAUCCCCCUGAGCGUCAUCGUGCUCUGCUACCUGCAAGUGUGGCUGGCCAUCCGCUCGGUGGCGGCCCAGCAGAAGGAAUCGGAGUCCACGCAGAAGGCGGAGAAGGAAGUGUCACGCAUGGUGGUGGUCAUGAUCAUCGCCUACAUCUUCUGCUGGGGCCCCUACACCUUCUUCGCCUGCUUCGCCGCCGCCAACCCUGGCUACGCCUUCCACCCGCUGGCAGCCGCUCUGCCCGCCUACUUCGCCAAGAGCGCCACCAUCUACAACCCCAUCAUCUACGUCUUCAUGAACAGGCAGGUGAGUGACUCAAGGCCCCGGGGCAUGCUGGGAAAUGGACACUGCAUGGGCUCUCCGGGCCAUAGACGGGUGUGUGGAGGGACGCUGAG
This is a messenger RNA of Pelodiscus sinensis (Chinese soft-shelled turtle), 1118 nucleotides long. The record is from RefSeq and is a predicted model, not a curated record. Lineage: Eukaryota; Metazoa; Chordata; Testudines; Trionychidae.